AUGACUGUGUGUUACACGGUAAUUUUGUUGCUUACGGGAGCCGUUUGUGCUUACCAUGAUUACGUGAAUACAUUGGAGCCUGCUGCGCGCCAACUGCUAGAUUUCAAACUAGACUAUCCGAAACCUAUCGGAAUUAUGACCACAAUGGCUGGAAAACCAGUGGAUAUAAGAGAAACGACUACUUUGAAUACUGAUGGUCUUACUUCAAAUGAAUUUUUUUUGGACGAUGUAAUGCACUCCGUCGCAGAGAGAAUACCGGAAAGAGCAGUGCAUGCUAAAGGAACGGGUGCAUUUGGUUAUUUCGAAGUAACUCAUGAUGUAUCCGAAUAUACAAAAGCUGACGUCUUUAAUGGUAUUGGUAAAAGAACUCCUGUCGCUGUUCGAUUGUCGACCGGGCAAGGAAAUAAAGGAGGAAACGAUCUUGCCAAAGAGAUAAAAGGAUUCGCCAUAAAAUUUUAUACAAAUGAAGGCAAUCUGGACUUUUUGGGGUUAAAUGUUCCAGUUUAUUUAUACACAGAUCCUACAAUGUUCAGUUCAUUUUUUCAUGCUUUCAGAAGAAAUCCGCGCACAAACUUAUUUGAUAACACGGCGCGAUGGAAUAUCAUGAUAUUAAGGCCCAUUCUUUUGCAUGCAUUAUUUUGGCUUUUCUCAGACUAUGGAUCUCCAAAUGGAUACAGAAAGAUGGACGGAUUUCCAAUACACGCGUAUGAAUUGAGUAAUAAACAUGGAGAUAGAUAUUUUGCUAAAUUCAAUUUUAGAACUGAACAAGGUUUCGAAAAUCUAACAACAGAUGAAGUAGUGACAAUAUCUGGUCAAGAUCUGGACUACGCUACAAGAGAUCUGUACAAUAAUAUUGCUUUAAAAAAUUAUCCAUCGUGGCGAAUAGAAAUGGACGUUAUGACAUCACAUGAUAUUACCAAUGUUGAUUUUAAUCCCUUCGACGUGACGAGAUUAUGGAAAAAUGGCACUUAUCACACAGUACAAAUUGGACGAUUAGUACUUGACAGAAAUCCUGAUAACUUUUUUGAAGCUGUAGAAUUAAGUGCAUAUAACCCUGGAAGUUUAGUCCCUGGCAUUAAUAGUCCUCCAGAUACAAUUUUCAAGAGUAGAAGGUUAGCUUAUAGGGAUACACAAAAUUAUCGGUUAGGCAUAAACCAUAAGAGAAUCAAUGUGAAUGCACCGAAAUACCUUAAAACAUAUAACCGUGAUGGAGUACCACCAGUGAACGAUAAUAUGAAAGACGUACCGAAUUAUUAUCCAAAUUCAUUCAGUGGUCCUGUGCCUUUCAUUGACGAGUCUCGUCCUAAAGAACGAAUCAUUGUAUUCGACAGUAAUGCAGUUGACUUAGAGUCUCCUUCUAAUUUCUACAGAUACAUUUUGAGUGAUGAGGGUCAAAAACAAAGAUUUAUUGAUAAUCUUGUUUCCUCACUUAUCUCGGUGGUUCCGGAAGUACGAGAAAAAGGUCUGAAACUACUUACGCUUGUAGACUUGGAAUUAGGUACAAGAGUGCGCGCUGGAGUAACAGCAGCAAGAAGAAAAAUAAAAGAUGAUCCUUGGAUGACAAUUUAUCAUUAGUGACUGUAAAGCCAUUUAGCCUCGGCAUAAAAUGUGCCACCGCUUCCUUUUCCGUGGGUGUCGUAAGAGGCGCCUAAAGGAAUUUAAUGCUCGAGGGAUGGACAGCAGCGUCCCUCUUUGAACUUCACCAAUGCCUAACUGCUGUUGCCAACCCGCCUACCAAGCGUGGCAUCUACUGGCAAAGCCCCUAUUAUGGGAAAGGCCCAUGUUAAACUGUAAAAUCUGUUAAAGGCUAAUUUUAUGAUGAUGAUAAUUAAUUAAAUAUAAUGGAGCGAUUUCUCAAUAAACGAGAGAAUAUUAGUAGAGGCUACAGUUGAUUAGAUUAAUUCGUAUAAGUAUUUUUUACGUCAUACUGUACUGUUUAAUAUUUUUUAUAGUUUAUACAUUUUUAAUUUUUAAUCAACAAAUUCUUAAUGUCAACGGUUUC
Galleria mellonella (greater wax moth) is the source of this 2002-nucleotide messenger RNA. RefSeq names its product catalase-like. NCBI's taxonomy places the organism in Eukaryota, Metazoa, Arthropoda, Insecta, Lepidoptera, Pyralidae. The coding region runs from base 1 to 1575 and encodes 524 amino acids. The record is from RefSeq and is a predicted model, not a curated record. The transcript has 2 exons. Gene Ontology annotation, molecular function: heme binding; catalase activity. Gene Ontology annotation, cellular component: mitochondrion; peroxisome; cytoplasm. Gene Ontology annotation, biological process: response to hydrogen peroxide; hydrogen peroxide catabolic process.